AUGCCCCCCCUCCCCCUCCCCUCUCCCUCCGCACCCCUCCUCGCCUCGCCUCAGCUGGCCGUAUCCUUUCGAGCAUCUUUAGACGACCAUUAUUCGCUAACCAGACCUGUGUCUUGGGCAGAGACUCAGACGAGAGGCGUCAACCAGUUGCUGGCUGACCUGCGUCGAGCCUCUCUAGCUUCGUCCAACCACACCCUCUCCUCGGCUCCUACCUCCUCCGCCUUUGCGUCUACGACAUCGUCCAGCGGCCCGAUCACCCUUCCCCCAAACUUGCGACAGAUCCUCCAGAUCCCAGAAACUCCUCCACCCUUACCGAGGAGGCCGCCCAGGAAUGAUGCCAACGGCAGGAGGCUGCCACCCGGUCCUCGCGCUCCCCAGAGCUGGAGCGCCCAGCGCAGAAACCUCGCCCGUCAGCUGGGCGGUCACUCGACCGAUCAUGCGGUACAUGCAGAGUUCCACCAAUUGCCCGGCACAUAUGCGCCCGAUCGAGGCUCCAUGACAGACCUGCUGUUGAGAAAGAUGGCUCUGGAGUGGGAGUUCCAGGGCGUCUACAAUCAGCACUAUCUGAGCUCCCUGCACAGUCGUCUGCGCUCGUCUCUGAUCGCGUACAUUGGCACGUACGGGGAGCGUGGUGUCACGGCCAGCGACAUCAGGCUCUUGGUCCUACCGCAGGGUGGAGGCUAUGACGAAGAAGGGGACGCAGAUCCUAGUGUCGAGGCCGUCAACGAGCUCAACAAUGACCUCUACUGUCUCGAUCUGUCCGGCUCCAUCACACACAGUCUGUCCGUCCGCGAGCUGACAGACGUGCUCUUUCCCCCACGGCUCGCCCGCACCGUCGAGGUCGUGCAGGACUCCUGGGACACGGCUGACGCGCCGUCUUUGCCGCCCAGGCUCCUCCCCAAAUUGACACACCUGUCGCUCGCCAUUCGCCCCUCGAACACCCCCACCGCUUCGUGGAAGCAGCUGCUUGCGCUGGCGGCCAAGGUCCCGACCCUCACGCAUCUCAGCCUGGCCUACUGGCCUGAGCCCUCGCUCACCCCGAACGCCAAAUUCUCGACAAUCGCUGGCGCGCAGGGUCGCGACGUGCCCUACAGCGGCACGGGGCCCUACUCGCAUACCCUGGACGACGACUGGACAGAGGCCAUCAUCCUGCUGCGCAGGUUGAGCAAGUAUCUCUACGGACUGGAGUACCUCGACCUGACCGGGUGCUCGGCAUGGUACUCUGUGCUCACGUACGAUCAAGACGGCGACAGGAUCGACUGGGAGGGGCACUGGGGCAAGAUGACGACGCUGAGACUCCGGUAUGGUUUUCCUAUAAGCGAGAAUACGCCCGAGGCAGACCGCGAGGCGCGGGCCAAGGCAAUCGCUGUCGCGGAGCAGGUGGAGAAACGAAUCGUGGGCAAGCGGGCUGGCAAGGGACGGUUCAUUACCGUGGAAAGAGACGAUACGGAAAGACAUAUAUGA
Messenger RNA from Verticillium dahliae VdLs.17, 1464 nucleotides. RefSeq lists its product as uncharacterized. NCBI's taxonomy places the organism in Eukaryota, Fungi, Ascomycota, Sordariomycetes, Glomerellales, Plectosphaerellaceae. The record is from RefSeq and is a predicted model, not a curated record. The transcript has a single exon. Bases 1 to 1464 code for a protein of 487 amino acids.